AAUUCAAGAAUAAGGUUGAAAAUUUAAUUGGAAGAGACGUUUAGUUUGGAAUCCAGGGGAAAGUUUUUAUGGAAGAGAAAUUCUCUUUGGAUUACUGUUGAAAUUGGUUUGUAAGAGAGCUUCGGUUAGGAGAGAAAUUGUGUUGAGAGUAAGACUGUGCUUGCAAGGUAUUCUGUAGAAGUGAUAUUGUACGGGGAUUAUAUGCUUACCCUGUGUGGACGAAGAAAAGUUCUUUAAGACAACUUGAUUACUUGAGAAGGGCUGAUUGGAAAAUCAGUUACGUGGAGAAAAUUGUGUCGGGAUCUGGGUUGUACUUGAUUUGACUUUGACGACGUACAUUCACCGACAAAAAAAAGAAAUUAGCAAACAGACUUCAUUACUUUAGAGAAGGCUGAUCCCAACGGAAUAGUUAAAUCCUCCGAUACUUCCAAAAAUUGAAAGCUUUAUUGAUCUGCAAUAGGACACACCUGCUUCUCGUCGCUAUUUUGAUGUCAGCUAAUUUUAACACAAACUACGACUCUUGAUAGCCAGGCUAUUCGUACAUCUGACCAUUAAUUUACAAAGAGUUUAACUCAAACCAAAUGAAAAUACCAAAAGUCAAAUAGGAUGAAUUAGUAUGACGUCUGCUUUGAAGAACUCAUGCAGGUGUAGAAAAGGUCAAAGUUCCAUUAAGGUUGUUUCGUUUUGUUUUACAUUUGUAUAUACAGUAUGGGUGUCUUAACUGAGUGGUAUAACUAGACUAUUGAGCAGUGAUAUUAUUCUAGCUGUUUCCUUUGCGAUAAAUAACUAUUUAUACCAGGUAUUACGUUCACGUAUCAAAAAUAGACAAUCCAGAUUAUCCCAUCCUACCUUGCCAUUUCAUUAUCCUCAAGAUGGCUGAUAAAUUGGUCAGAAAAGAUAUCAAAGCAAGCUGGAAAAUGUCAUCGCAGGACAAACAAUUACCAUUUGGCGGAAAGACACAAAAACUACAAAGACCAGAUGUAACGAAUUCCACAGAUACUUCUAUGAAAAUCUCGGAGAAACUACCUGUUGGUCAGUUAUCUACGAAUAGAAAUUUCUUAAGUGGAGGUAGCUAUUUUGCCUCGCAGGAUAAGUUUGGUAUUCACAGUUUGGAUAAUGCUUUUACGGAUGAAAAAUUUAAAAAGUCAAGCAUUUUGGAUAAAUCUGUUGGAUCAAGCCGGGGAUUAUCAAAUAGAGUUAAUGACGUCCCAGAUUUGAUCAGUUCCAAAUCGGUUUCCAGAUCUUUUGCCAGUCAUGAAUUUAGUGCAUUUGAAUAUCAAGAAAGUGAUUCCUCAAAAGUGGAGAAAAUAUCUGGAAGUCUCCAACAAAAAUCCGGAAGUCUCCAACAAAAAUCUGGGAAUCUUCAGCUGAUUGAAGAAAACGUGGCAACUGAAUUUCCCGAAUCUGGGAUAUCGGAAAACGUUGAAAAGGAUUUAACUAGUGGCGGCACGACAGCAACUAAGUUUCUUCAGUUGCCAAGUUACAAGUCAAUGAAAGAUUCACAUGGUUUGCGAUCUAAUUUAAAAUUGUCUGGAUUGGAUGAGCUGGGCUCAAAGACAUCGAAAUUGGUUCGGCAAAAACCAGUCGCACAACCGACACCGACACCAAGCCCAGAACUAAAUUGUGAUUUGAACACCUUCCAGCAUUUGGUGACUGCGUCGUCCACUGAGGGGGGUAUGAGUGAUGUGAAAUGGGAUGGUUCUAGAUCAAAAAAUUCGGGGAUAAUGUUAGCGCAGCGAUCGUUCUCUAACACAGUUGUGGAAAUGUCUAGCAGUAUUCAGAGUCAGAGAAAGUUCAAAAGGUCAUCAAAGGGGCUGCAACGGAAUAGGUCGAUGAGAUUGGAUUUCUUUGAUAAAAGUUUUGAUGUUGAAAAUGGGGGAGCACCUGGUCGCAGCCCGCUUGAAGCAGGAGGUAGUCCGUCCAGUGGCCUGGUACUCAACAACCUGCCCCAGAGAAGAGAGUCGUUUUUAUAUCGAUCAGACAGCGAUUAUGAACUUUCUCCUAAGUCUAUGUCUAGACAUUCGUCGAUGCAAAGUGAAGUGUGA
Messenger RNA from Patella vulgata (common limpet), 2045 nucleotides. RefSeq lists its product as uncharacterized. The record is from RefSeq and is a predicted model, not a curated record. Bases 873 to 2045 code for a protein of 390 amino acids. The transcript is spliced from 2 exons. Lineage: Eukaryota; Metazoa; Mollusca; Gastropoda; Patellidae.